Molecule: messenger RNA, 1904 nt
Organism: Solenopsis invicta (red fire ant)
Lineage: Eukaryota; Metazoa; Arthropoda; Insecta; Hymenoptera; Formicidae
Product: cytochrome P450 4C1
Exons: 13
Coding region: 253-1815 (520 amino acids)
Molecular function (GO): monooxygenase activity; oxidoreductase activity, acting on paired donors, with incorporation or reduction of molecular oxygen; heme binding
Source: RefSeq, a predicted model, not a curated record
GAGUUACAAAGUUUAAAUUAUAAUCUUAUCAGUAUAAUUUUGCAAACGUAUUAAUAAAAUUAUUUAUUAAUAAUUCAGUAAUUAAUGCGUGACAUAAGUGCUUAUAAGUAUUUAUAAAUUUUCUAGAAAUAAAAAAUAUAUAAAUAAAAUAAUAAUCUUGGAAAUACUUUCUAUAAUAAGAGUGUGCUAUAUUACUCGUGUUAACUUGGAACAAGAAAUAAAAUAAAUUUGGAGACUUUUAAAUUACCAACAAUGAUUAUCACUUUAUUUACAUUGGGUGCUAUUUUUUUGGUAUUACUAUAUUAUUCUUUUCAAUAUGGAAAAUAUGUAAAACUAAUUAAUAAAAUACCAAGUCUACCGACACUCCCAUUGCUCGGCCAUACUUUAGCUUUAAUGGGUUCACAAGAGGAUAUUUGGAAGGUUCAGCGUGUAUCUUGUAAACUUCAUUAUCCAAUUUAUAAAUUAUGGUGCGGUCCAAUUGCUUUUGUCAGCGUUCACCAUCCAGAUGACGUAGAGAAAAUAUUAAGCAACACAAAGGAGCAUCUUUUAAAAGGCUACCAUUAUGAUAUUUUCAAACCUUGGUUAGGGACUGGAUUACUAAUUAGCGAAGGGGUCAAAUGGCACAAAAGGCGAAAGAUGCUAACACCUACAUUUCAUUUUAAAAUAUUAAAACAGUUUGUUGAAGUUCUGAUCGAAGAAGGAAAUUAUAUGACAAAAUGUUUGAAAGAUAUGGAUGGAUUAGUUGAUGACUUAAUGUUUCUUGUCAGUAAACAUACAUUAAAUUCAAUAUGUGAAACCGCUAUGGGCACUUCUUUGCAUGAAAUGGGUGAAUUCCAGCACCAAUAUUGUGAAGCAGUCCACGAAGUAGGAAAAAUUAUAAUUUACAGAGCAAUGAGACCCUGGUUAUUUCCCAACAUGAUAUUUUCAUUAACGUCAAUGGGUAAAAAGUUUAAUGAAAAUCUGAAAAUAUUGCACGGUUUCACUGACAAAAUUAUUGAAGAAAGAAAACAAUAUCAUAACGAUACUAAUGGACGAUUCUUGACUCAUCUUAGUAAUGAUACUGGUAUGCUAGACGAUGAAGAAAUGACAGGAAUUAAGAAGAAGCGACUCGCUAUGUUGGAUCUUUUGAUAGCGGAGGCUCGUAAUAACCAGAUAGAUGAUUUGGGCAUCAGAGAAGAAGUCGAUACAUUCAUGUUCGAAGGGCACGAUACCGUAGCAAUGGGUUUGACUUUUGCAAUAUUAGUGCUAGCUGAACACAAAGAUGUCCAGGAAUGUGCUAGAAAUGAAAUUAGUGCACUUAUGGAAGCAAAUGGAGGAAAACUUACUAUGUCAAUGUUAAAUGAUAUGCCAUACUUGGAAAGAUGUUUGAAAGAAUCAUUGAGAUUGUAUCCUAGCGUUCCCUUAAUUUCACGAGUUCUAACAAAAGAUGAACAAAUACAAUCAUAUUUGGUGCCUUCUGGAACAAUACUGCAUUUAAAUAUCAUUGAUAUUCAUCGAGAUUCAAAUUUCUGGCCAAAUCCAGAUGUAUUCGAUCCAGAUAGAUUCUUGCCUGACAAAAUUCAAAAACGUCAUCCUUAUUCUUACUUACCAUUUAGCGCAGGACCACGAAAUUGUAUAGGACAACGAUUUGCCAUGUUGGAAAUGAAAGCUAUAAUGGCGUCAUUGAUAUACAAUUUUUAUCUGGAGCCUGUCGAUUAUUUGAAGGAUCUUCGGUUUAUGACAGACAUGAUAACUCGGGUUACAGGGCCGAUCCGUACACGAUUUGUCCCAAUCGAUCGUACGUCACCUGGUUCAACUAAAAGCUCACUCAUAUAAUUUAAUUUAAUAAUAAGAUAAAUUUAUUGUUGGCCGAGCAAUGUUUUCUCCGCUAUAAUUUCUUUCUAAAUAAAAUUCAAGUGAUACUA